This is a messenger RNA of Rhinopithecus roxellana (golden snub-nosed monkey), 2043 nucleotides long. RefSeq names its product rootletin-like. Lineage: Eukaryota; Metazoa; Chordata; Mammalia; Primates; Cercopithecidae. The transcript is spliced from 5 exons. Bases 251 to 637 code for a protein of 128 amino acids. The record is from RefSeq and is a predicted model, not a curated record.
GUCCGGCCCGCUUGGCCUCGGCGGCAACGGCUGAGGCGAAGGCGCGCGAAGGGAUCUGCUGCAGCUGGGAGGGGAGCUGGCCCGGACAUCACAAGCUGUCCAGGAGGCAAGCCUGGGACUGAGCACGGGCCUGCAGCUGGCAGAGAGCCGGACCGAGGCAGCCCUGGAGAAGCAGGCCCUGCUGCAGGCCCAGCUGGAGGAGCAGCUGCAGGACAAGGUGCUCCGCGAGAAGGACCUGGCCCAGCAGCAGAUGCAAAGCGACCUGGACAAGGCUGACCUCAGUGCCAGAGUGACAGAGCUGGGCCUGGCAGUGGAGCGUCUUCAGAAGCAGAAUCUGGAGAAGGAUCAGGUCAACAAGGACAUCACCGAGAAGCUUGAGGCCCUGGUCAUCCUGUGCUUUGUUGAGAGCCGCGUCCAGCUGAGCGUCUCCAAGCGUCCCCCAGUGAGAGCCUGCGGGGGCUCUCGGGCCAGUGGACCCCGUCCCCACCGCGGCGCUCCUAGCCAGGCCGAGGUCGUUCGCCCCGCCGAGGCCCCUCUCCCCGGCCUGCUCAGACUCCUCCAAGCUCGCCCUAAUCCACUCCGCCCUGCACAAGUGGCAGCUGCAGAUCCAGGCAAUCUGAAGGCAAAUCCUGUUUAAACCCAGGGGAACGUUCCUGGUGUUCCAGGCUCUUACCAGCCAAUUCUCCCUUCCUGUCCUCCUGAGGGUGUCUGGAGCUUCAGUGCUAUGUGCUCUUGGCCUCCACGCUGGGGUGCUACUGACUCCCACUGUCCAGCGCUUCCAGUGGACACCGAGGCACCGAUGCAGAAACUUCCCCAUUCGGUGCACCAAGAGCAGCCUCACAGGGUGUGGGCCGACAUGAAGAGCUGCCAGAUCCAACAGGUGAAAAUCCCGAGGCAUUGCCGGCUCGAUGGGGUCAGAGAGUCCUCUUUCUAUGAUGACUCAGAUGUGAAGGGAAGAUGCCAAGGUCCCUAAACAUCGCAGGGCCUUGCCUGGCAUGAAACAGAUAUGAGAUAAGUAUUUGUUAAAUGAAUGAACAAAUAUUCACAGCGUGUGCUGCCCACGACCUGCAGUGCCGUGGUCAGGUGGAAGUGAUUUUACUUCAGGAGAGGACAGUGUUCUCUCCAGGACUUUUCCUGAGUAGCGAGAUCUGCAUCCGUCUCCUCGCUCUUCCCCUCUCACCCCCAUUGUCUGCCCCCUUUUCUCGCUGUUUCCACCCUGCUGUCCCCUUUCGCCUGCUUUCUCCUUUUAGCUUUCUUGGCUCAUCCCCUCCCUGUCCCCCCGCAUCCCCCAGGCUCAGGCCCCUACUCUCUCCUGGAUGGGGAGAUGUGUCUGGUUUUAGGCAGUGUCCUCUAGAUGUGUCCAGGAUGGGGAAACAUGGCUCAGUUGACAGUCUAAUGGGUUAAAAGAGUGGCCACUUUUGAAGGCUUGUCCCAUCUCCCCUUCCAGAAUCCUGUAGGACUUAGAAUUUAUGGGCCACAGUGGAACUCUUGGUUCCCCAGGAGCUUGUGGUGGAUGCCUUCUUUCCCUGAGCUUUCAUGGGGUGACUAUUAGGUAGCAGGCCCUGCUCUGGGCUAGAGGCCCCAUAAUGAAUAAAUCUCAGGUCACUACCCCACGGAACCCACCACUGCAGGCAUUGAGAGGGGGAGAAAGAAAGGGGCAUGGCCUGUUUGUGUCCUUCUCACGGGGCCGCCUACCAGGUCCCGGGGGAGUGGGAGCCAGUGCAAGGAGAGAAGUCCAGUGAGAAAGGCAAAUGGAUGACAUCAGACUGAGGGGCUGAGGCCCCCAAAUGCAGCCAGGUAGAUCUGGAGUUUGGCAACAGUGGGCGAGACAGAAUGUGUUUCAGAGGAGGAGGAAGGGGUUGUACCCCAUGGAAACAAUGUAUGGUUUUACGGUAGUGCGUCUUUCUCUAAUCACCAGUUAGCGUGUUCCUGUUAAUGGAAAAUAUUGGUGGUAUACGUUCCCCAAUGUUCUCAUAUUCGUGUAAAUUUGUUCCCUCCCUCCCUCCCUUUCUCCCUCCCUCUCUCCCUCCCUGCCUCCCUUCC